Messenger RNA from Trichoderma citrinoviride, 174 nucleotides. RefSeq lists its product as hypothetical. The record is from RefSeq and is a predicted model, not a curated record. The transcript has a single exon. Lineage: Eukaryota; Fungi; Ascomycota; Sordariomycetes; Hypocreales; Hypocreaceae. The coding region runs from base 1 to 174 and encodes 57 amino acids.
AUGGCGCAAAGGCUCAUUGCUUGCUAUCAGUGGAUCAAGACUGCCGGCGGGAAAAGCACGAGCUUAUACACCAGAUUCAGCAACAGAGGCGCACCAUACAAGAAGAUUGCGGGAGAGCCGAAGCGUGCCCAGAACCAAGAGUUGUAUAACGACAACAUUCCGCUUCUUGACUGA